Racocetra persica is the source of this 368-nucleotide messenger RNA. The record is from the annotation of a GenBank genome assembly. NCBI's taxonomy places the organism in Eukaryota, Fungi, Glomeromycota, Glomeromycetes, Diversisporales, Gigasporaceae.
AGCUUCCUAAUGAGCAGGAAAUCUGUUGGGACCCUUCCUCAAAAGAUAUUCCUAAUCGGCAAUGGCUAGAUAAAAUCUUAAAAAAGAUGAAAUGGGGCAUAGGAUUAGAGAUUGCAAAGUUAUUAGAAUAUCCAUUACUCCCUGUAAUUUCACCAAGUAAUAAACUUGUUCGAAUGAAUCCGUCAAGUCCUUUAUUGACUUAUCCAGAUAAUCCGGAUGGAAUUCUUGUGCGUGCACUUGGAAAAUUAGGCAUUUGUUUUACAGACAUAAAAUUUGAUCAAGAGAAUGUCGGUAUUUCAUUUUUUGUGACUCCUUCAAUUGGUCACGUAUGGUUUUAUCCACUUUCACUGUUGAAAUACCAUGCUUAG